AAUGUCCCAGGCCUUCUCUGGACCCUGAAGUAAAUUCCUCUCCUGCUGAGAAUCCCCUGAUGGAUAUCAAGGUUGUUGAAGUCCUCACACUGAAUAAGGAUGUGGCCGGACCUCGGAAUGCCCUGAUUCAAUCCCUCUAUCCUGAACAUGCAGAAGACCAGAGCCCAGGUGAUGUCCAGCCACCUCUAGAGCCAAGCAAGCCUUUGGCUGACACUGAAACUGCUCACCAGAGGUUCCGACAUUUCCAGUAUAAAGAGUCAGCUGGUCCUCACAAGGCUGUGUCCCGGCUUCGUGAGCUGUGUUACCAGUGGCUGCAGCCCGAUGUACGCUCAAAGAAGCAGAUCCUGGAAAUACUGGUGCUUGAGCAGUUCCUGAGUGCUCUGCCUGCGAAGUAUCGGGUGUGGAUAGAGUCACGGCACCCAGAGGAUUGCCAGGCAGCGGCAGCCCUGUUGGAGAAUGUGACCUCAGCGUCUAAGAAAGAUGUUCUGCCUGCCUGCUGUAGUGAGACCACUGGUCAACUGAAGAAGAAAAUGAAGGACUCAACCACCUUACCAAUUAUUGUACCACCUGAGGAACCAGUGACCUUCCAGGAUGUGGCUGUGGACUUCAGUCAGGAGGAGUGGAGGCUCCUAGAUCUGAUGCAGAGGACUGAGUACCACGACGUGAUGCUGGAGACCUUGGACAACUUGGUCUCUGUGGGGUGGGAGCCUACAUUGGGAAACAAAGAGUUAACUCAAGAUUCUCCCCUUCCGGUGUCAGAACCAGUUCAAAACCCAAAAUCAAACCCUUUUUCACUGGGUGGUAGCCAGUCCACUCUCUUCAAAAGUAUCUCACAAGAUGAGGUCCAAGAAAUUGACACCACAGAAUCAAAUCAAGUGGAGCUUGUAGAGGAAAAAGGCCACCCUCAGAAGAAGCUCUCUGAAAGGUCCAAGUCGCAAGGGCAAACUAGUCCUCACACAAGCCAGGGCUCACUCAGUGGCAUUCGUCGUAGAAAGCGUUUGCAUGUAAAAAUUAACCAGAAGGGCACUAGAAAGGGGAAAGGCAGGGAAAACACCAUUUCUAUGACCCGAGGUUUACCCAUAAGAAAUCAGCGAAAGAGCUCUGUAGGACGGCAGCAAGGCAGUAAUGACCGCAAUUCCACGGCACAUGGUUCAUCUAUAAAAAAACAUCAACAGACUUCCAAGAGGAGUAAAGUUGGGGACAUCAGAGAUGGCAUGACACUCGCCACUGGCUCUGAAGGUGUUAGAGUCAGGGAUAGCCACAAUACUUUGGUACCUGAUCGACAUACAAGAAUUCACCAGAAAGCCCCUGAAUGGGGGAAAGUUGGGAAAAGCAGCAAUUCCAAGUCCCAGGGUUCAUCUAUACAAAAUCACCAGAUGAGAUUUGGGACAGGAAGAGCCAGGGACUGCAGCACUUCGUUGAUUUGUACCUUACCUGUAAAUUUUCACCAGAAAGACUAUGAAGUUGGUAAAGUCCAAGGAAACAGGCAUUCUUUGAAAUAUAUAAAUUUUCAACAGAAGGGUUCUAAUGGAGGGAGAGUCAGGGAAAUUAGCACUUCCGUAAAACAUAAUUCCUAUGUAAAAACUCACCUGAAAACCUCUGAAAGAGGGAAAGGCAGGGAAGUCAUGGCUUCCAUAAAAUACAGUCCUCGUGGGAAAACUUCCGAGAUGGGCUCUGAAGUGGGGAGAACUAGGAAAGGCAACAACUGUGGGAAAGCCACCAGCCUGCACUCUAAGCAGAUAUUUUUUAUAAAAAUUGACAAGGGGAGCCAGCUCUGCCGCUGCAGUGAAUGUGGUAAAAUAUUCCAGAAUUCUAGGUACUUCUCUGUCCAUAAAAAGAUCCACACAGGAGAGCGGCCUUACAAGUGUACGGCCUGUGGGAAAGCAUUUGUUCAGAGCUCCUCCCUCACACAACAUCAAAGAAUUCAUAGUGGAGAGAGGCCAUUUGGGUGUCCAGAGUGUGGGAGGACCUUCAAUGACCGCUCAGCCAUCUCUCAGCACCUGAGAACUCAUACUGGGGCUAAGCCCUACCAUUGUCAGCACUGUGGGAAAGCCUUCCGCCAGAGUUCCCACCUUACCAGGCAUGAGAGAACUCACACUGGGGAGCGCCCAUAUGUGUGCACUAAGUGUGGGAGGGCUUUCUCCCAGAGCUCACACCUUAUUGGACAUCAGAAAACACAUCGGAUAAAGUUCGAGAAGAAGCAGCCCAAAUUGUAGCCUGAGUGCCUUCCAAAGCAUUGCCUUUUCAGCCUUGGGAUACACUCCUGCACACCUUGAGUAGGAUAGAUAGACUCUCAGUAAGGAGAGUGCCACACUCAGGACACCACCCAGCAGGCAGUGAGUGAACCAAUCAGGGAGUUCUUAAUUGCUUUAUUUAGCCAUUAAAGGAUAUAUGAAGUGUGAAAAUGCUCCUGUUUAAAAAGCCAAAUACCAAAAACUACACUGAUAAUUUACAGGGUAAAGCGUGUGAGUGACAAAAACCAAGUCUGUGGACAAAUAAACUAUAUUUGUGUUGCACUUUUUGUUUCUGCUGUGAUGGCUAUUCUUGGUUGAUGUGACUACAUCUGGAAUUAACUAGAACACACGUAGCUGGGUAUACCUGUGAGGAAUCUUUUCAGGUGGGAAGAUCCACCUUUAAUACAGGUCUUUUGAAGUGGAAAGAACCACCUUUUAAUCUGGCCUACACCUUCUACUGGAAGUCUAUAUAAAGGACAUGGAGGAAGGAAAUUUGCUCCCUUU
Acomys russatus (golden spiny mouse) is the source of this 2738-nucleotide messenger RNA. It is a transcript of the gene Znf274, whose product is annotated as zinc finger protein 274. Gene Ontology annotation, molecular function: DNA-binding transcription repressor activity, RNA polymerase II-specific. The transcript is spliced from 4 exons. Gene Ontology annotation, biological process: negative regulation of transcription by RNA polymerase II. Lineage: Eukaryota; Metazoa; Chordata; Mammalia; Rodentia; Muridae. The record is from RefSeq and is a predicted model, not a curated record. The coding region runs from base 60 to 2216 and encodes 718 amino acids.